Drosophila teissieri is the source of this 2080-nucleotide messenger RNA. It is a transcript of the gene Nurf-38, whose product is annotated as inorganic pyrophosphatase. The transcript has 6 exons. NCBI's taxonomy places the organism in Eukaryota, Metazoa, Arthropoda, Insecta, Diptera, Drosophilidae. Gene Ontology annotation, molecular function: inorganic diphosphate phosphatase activity; magnesium ion binding. The coding region runs from base 16 to 1032 and encodes 338 amino acids. Gene Ontology annotation, biological process: phosphate-containing compound metabolic process. Gene Ontology annotation, cellular component: cytoplasm. The record is from RefSeq and is a predicted model, not a curated record.
UCAGGGCUGAAGAAAAUGUUGGCAAAAAUUACAAGGAGUUCAUUUUACGCUUCACGUGCGGUAGCUCGCUUGUCCGGUUCGAUUCCAACGUCAUCAGCGGCCGUUGCCAGCAAUUGCAGAUAUAUUCAGAUAGAGCGAAAGCGCACGAAACCACACGAGAUGGCUCUUUACGAAACCGUUGAGAAGGGCGCCAAGAAUUCGCCGAGCUACAGCCUGUAUUUCAAAAACAAGUGCGGCAAUGUCAUCUCGCCGAUGCACGACAUUCCACUGUACGCCAACGAGCAGAAUACCAUCUACAACAUGGUGGUGGAGGUGCCACGUUGGACCAACGCCAAAAUGGAGAUUAGCUUGAAGACCCCUAUGAAUCCCAUCAAGCAGGACAUCAAGAAGGGUAAGCUGCGGUUCGUGGCCAACUGCUUUCCGCACAAGGGCUACAUCUGGAACUACGGAGCUCUGCCCCAGACCUGGGAGAACCCCGACCACAUCGAGCCCUCCACCGGCUGCAAGGGCGACAACGAUCCCAUCGAUGUCAUCGAGAUUGGCUACCGUGUGGCCAAGCGCGGCGACGUGCUGAAGGUCAAGGUGCUGGGCACCAUUGCCUUGAUUGACGAGGGCGAAACCGACUGGAAGAUCAUUGCCAUUGAUGUGAACGAUCCGCUGGCUUCCAAGGUCAAUGACAUCUCCGAUGUGGACCAGUACUUCCCGGGUCUGCUUCGUGCCACCGUUGAGUGGUUCAAGAUCUACAAGAUCCCCGAUGGCAAGCCUGAGAAUCAGUUUGCUUUCAACGGCGAUGCCAAGAAUGCGGACUUUGCCAACACCAUCAUUGCCGAGACCCACAAGUUCUGGCAGAACUUGGUGCACCAGAGCCCAGCAACCGGGUCCAUCUCCACCACCAACAUUACCAACCGCAACUCGGAGCACGUCAUUGCCAAGGAGGAGGCCGAGAAGAUACUGUCCGAGGCCCCCGAAGGCGGUCAGGUCGAGGAGGUGUCCGACACAGUCGACACUUGGCAUUUCAUUCAUCUCAAGUGAGAUGUUCUCCUGGGCUGAUUCCAUCACAAGAUCCACGAUCUUUUUGUAGUCUAAUCGAAUCGAAUCGAAAAUGCUUGCACUUGUGAAUUAUUAAUAUUGAAAUAUAUAGUACGUUGAAUAAAGUUUUGCACCGCAAUCAAAUUCGCUGCCGACUCCUCUUGAAAUAUACAAUCUUUAUUUAUAUUUUACGACUAGAUCCAAACAAGUUUAAAUUAAUUAAUAUUUAUGUAAUUGUAGGGCAUUUGCAAUAGUACAUAGAAUCGAAUCGAAUUAUGCCGUGUGGGGUUGCUCAGAUGUGUUUUCCGUUCUAUUGCAGGAGUGCGUGUGUGGGAACGUAGAAUUUAUUGCCGUAACAAAUUAACUUAAGCUUACGAAAUAAAAGAAAUGUACAAAUUAGUUAGGCGUUAUAAAUAUGUAUAGAAAUCUUUAAAAGAAGACAAAAGUAGUUAUAUACAUCAGACAUUUUGAUUCUUGUUCGUUCGUUCGUUUGUUUGUUUGUUUGUUUGUUCUCAUUUUAGUUUCUCGGCAUAAUUUUUCGCUUUUCUUCUGCGCGAAGAACUAAAAGAAAUAAGCAUAAUUCACGUAAUUCACUACAACUAAAAGCUCCACGAGACUGUUUAGUGACAGAUGAUGGAAAUAAUAUAUAGACCAAUUUUAACUUUCCGAUAUAUGUGCGGAUAAGUAGCGUGUAAUAGUUUAGUAAUUGUUUUCAUAAUUUUUUUUCAACAUUUUUGAUCUGCUUUCUCUUGUAGCUAGAUGUUAGCUUAGUUGUUUCUUUAAGUGGUACACAUUCCUCGGGUCGAUCGUUUCCUGGUUGCCAUAGUUUCGUGCCGUGUUCUGCCACAGUUAUCAAUAAUAAUAGUUUUAGUUAAUAGUUUAUAGAAUUAAGUAGCUGCUCGUGCCAGUGACGGUGCCAGAAAAUCCCAGAGAAUCGCUCUUUACUUGCGACCCAGGGUAUCGCGCCAUUCGUUAUACUUGUCCAUCUCCUCGUGCAGCUGAAGAGCCUCUAUGCAGGCGUUGAAGAAGGGCGAUCCGAAGCAUUCUUGCC